ACGUGGGUGCAGGGACCCAAGGACUUGGUUCAUCUUCUGCUGUUUUCCCAGGCCAUAGCAGAAAGCUGAAUUGGAAGAGGAGCAGCUGGGACUAGAACCGGCAACCAUAUGGGAUGUUGGCUCUUCAGGCCAGGGCUUUAACCCGCUGCACCACAGCGCCGGCUCCUGUGCAUAUACUUUCAUUAACACAUCUAGCAGAAUUUACCAAUCCUCCUGGCUCCAAAGAUAAGAGGCUCCUUGUGCCACGCCCCUGAUCUGCAGCUUUGGGAGGCCGGUGGACCUGGAGAAGGAUGAUUAUCAGAAGGUGGUGUGCAACAGCGAGCACUGCCCAUGCAGCACCUGGAUGCACCUGCAGUGCUUCUACGAGUGGGAGAGCAGCAUCCUGGUGCAGUUCAACUGCAUCGGCCGGGCCCGCAGCUGGAACGAGAAGCAGUGCCGCCAGAACAUGUGGACCAAGAAAGGCUAUGACCUGGCCUUCCGCUUCUGCUCCUGCCGCUGUGGCCAAGGCCACUUAAAGAAGGACACAGACUGGUACCAGGUGAAGAGGAUGCAAGAGGAGAAGAAGAAGAAGUCUGGCUCAGAGAAGAACACAGGGAGGCCACCAGGGGAGGCUGGGGAUGAGGCUAAAAAGUGCAGGCCCCCAAACAAGCCUCAGAAAGGCCUGAACCACGACCUCCCCCGGCGGCAUUCCAUGGACCGGCAGAACUCCCAGGAGAAAGCCAUGGGUGCCACGGCCUACGGUGCCCGCUCCCCUUGUGGCUCCCCUGGUCAGUCACCACCCACAGGCUAUUCCAUCCUCUCUCCCGCCCACUUCAGCGGCCCCCGCUCCUCGAGAUACCUUGGGGAGUUCUUAAAGAAUGCCAUCCAUCUCGAGCCUCACAAAAAGGCCAUGGCAGGGGGACACGUGUUCAGAAACACACACUUUGACUACAGUCCGGCUGGGUUGGCGAUUCACAGAGGGGGCCACUUCGACACGCCUGUGCAGUUCCUGCGGCGGCUGGACCUCUCUGAGCUCCUCGCUCACAUCCCCCGGCACAAGCUGAACACUUUCCACGUGCGGAUGGAAGACGAUGCCCAAGUAGGCCAGGGCGAGGAUCUGCGGAAGUUCAUUCUCGCGGCCCUCAGUGCCAGCCACAGAAAUGUCGUCAACUGUGCCCUGUGCCACCGGGCACUCCCGGUGUUCGAACAGUUCCCACUGGUGGAUGGGACUCUGUUCCUAAGCCCCUCGAGACAUGAUGAGAUAGAAUACGAUGUUCCUUGUCACCUUCAAGGGAGACUCAUGCACCUGUAUGCAGUGUGUGUGGACUGCCUGGAAGGAGUUCACAAGAUCAUCUGCAUCAAGUGUAAGUCGCGGUGGGACGGCAGCUGGCACCAGCUGGGCACCAUGUACACCUACGACAUCCUGGCGGCCUCUCCCUGCUGUCAGGCCCGCCUGAACUGCAAGCACUGUGGGAAGCCCGUGAUCGACGUGCGGAUCGGGAUGCAGUACUUCUCGGAGUACAGCAACGUCCAGCAGUGUCCACACUGUGGGAACCUGGACUACCAUUUCGUGAAGCCAUUUUCCUCUUUCAAAGUCCUUGAAGCUUAUUGAUGAAAGCUUUGCUUUAGUAGUAGCUAUUUUAUUGAUUUAUUACUUUAUUACAUAUCUUUUCUAGGGCGCCAUUCUGUGACAUCAGUUUUUUUUCUAAUUUGAGGGAGAGUUAACGUUGUGUAUGUGUGUCCCUGAAAUUGGGGCUGCCACUUGCCCUGUCUUGAUUCCAAGUGCUAUUGUGUGUUUGUGAACGGCGCACAGGUGGGCGAGCCUAUGAGUUCGGGUGGGGAUUCACUCACUGAGUCUCUGAUGCAGCUUUAUGGUGACGGGGAAGAUGGGAAAGAGUUAGGUAAGGGAUUAUGUGACUAAACUAAAAGCGUGGUGGGGGUGGGGAGGGAACUAUUAUUAAAAUGCUAACUUUCCUAAGAUCCACUGCUAAGUCUUCCCAGGGUCUUGGGAGCAGUCGGUAUGUGACAGGUGAGUGUCAGUCCAUGCCAGAGAGCUUGUGGUGUGAUAGCAUGUCUUGGGGCGUCCUGCAGCUGUCCUUGGGUGCAGUUUACUGCCACCCACAGAGGGUUCCAAAGUGGACACUCGAGCACUCUCUUCCACUGCUGUAAAUUAGAUUUUCUGUACUGAAAGCAAUAUCCAAAUUGUAAGACACAUGAAAGCUAUUGGUAUUGCAAGUGUUGUUGAGUAAGCUGACCUAUAACAGAACGCACUUGAAGUGAAUUUGCAAAUGAGGCACACUGAUUCAAGGGGGCACAAAAAUAGAAAUCGGUCGGUUGAAUUAUGUGUUUGAAGUUGGUCACAGAGCUUUUAAGGAGAACCCAUGAAUAGUAUGAUGUGGGUGGUGGUGAUUUACAGUUUGUUCUGUUGGAGUGCCAUUGGGGGGCAGAGCCUUCUCAUAGGUGAAUCUCACAACCGCACAGACACAGUCACUGCUGCCCUGCUCUUCCUCCAAAUUGCCCAUGGCCACAUUUAACCCUGACUUACACUGAGUUUCCAAGGGCCAACGUUUAACCUUAGAAGGGAAAGGAAGAAAAUUGUUUGAGAAAAUGCCAAAGGGGAUAAUAAUUUCAGUACUUCUUUUAAAAGUGUAUUUCAUUUUGGAAAAUCACUGAUUGUAAUGUGUAACACUAUAUUUAAAAACCAGAGCAUUCUAAUGGUCCCUAUGACACUUUACAGAUGUUGCUACAAAGAUGAUCCUAUGUAGAAUCUGAUUAGUCAGAGCAUGAAUUAAAAUUCAGCUUCUGUUCAUGAGAUCUUGGUGAUUGAAAUAGACUGGUACCCCACACCCUUAUAGGAUUGGAAUAGGAUUCCUCAAAAAUGAAUUUGCUAAUUUCAAGUAUGAUAUGUACAAGGGUCUUCCAAAAGUUUGUGGAAGUACAUGUUAGGAAAAUUUAUGUUUGGAAUUCAAAAUUUCUUUGUACCAAAAUAAACAUUUAAUUCCAUUUCCUGUGAACUUUUUGAAGUACCUUUAUAUGUGUUAAAAGAAUUCUGAGAAUAAUCAUUUUAUGGAUGAAAUUUAGAAUAGAUGUGAACCUUUUAUAUUUCUCAUUUGGUUCCUGCCAUUUUUUUUUUCUCAUUGUGGUUUUUCUUUUGAGAAGUGAUUAAGCAUUACUGCAAGUGAGUUUCAGUUCUCCUACACAAAAUGUUUAAUAUUUUGUUCGAAACAGCAUGGUACUGAACUACCGGUUCGUCAGAUAAUAUUCUUCAUCUUUCAGUUUGGAUGGUUGUUAUUUGGUUUGCUGCAUCUGGUUUGGUGUUUGUCAAUCUGAAAAAUAGUUUGCAGUGGGGGAAAUGCUCAAAAUGCCCAGGAGAAGCUGAAAAUCACCAUUGAUCUGACAGUGUCUGAUGCAGCUACCAGAAGUCACUGGAGUAUAUAACCCUUGCAAAUUUGUCUUUCAUCUACAAAUUUGCAAUUGUAAAUUAAUUGUUGGAUUAAUUAAUUCUCUUACCUACCCAAGUAUAAAAUUUGGUAAGUUAUUCUUAUCUUCAGAAUACCAUUUGGCUUUUAUUUCUGAGUUUAAAAUAACAAAAACAUUUGUAGUGCUGUUCUCUAACCUACUUAAAUUUUUGCAGUGAAACCUGCUUAUAUUGUUCUGAAGCUUCAAGUUGACCUAUACAUUGCAUUUCAGCAAAACCACUGUGGGCCUGGUGUGUGCUGCAUUCCAUAUUGUCUCCUUAGAUUGUUUUCUGCCCCUGAAAAAUAAGUAUGAUAAGGUCUCAUUAUAAUUGGGUAAAAUUAAUUUGAUGUUAAAUUAAUUUGAUGUUAAAGCUAGGAUUCUAUGGAUGUACAAGGCACUUGUAAAAGAGAUCUGAGUAUCAUACCUGAGAAUAUUGUUUGCCUGUAAGGCAUUAUCAAAGAGAAAAUCUGGAUGAUUUGAGAAUAAAUAUGAUUAAGUAUGCAGCACUGUAAAGGUAAAUCUUAUUUUAGAAAUCGGCUGACUGUAAUUCCUGUGGCGCUUGAUCAGAAUUGGAACGUGUCCAGGGGAUUCUUCCUGUGGCUGUGGUUAGGAUACUGAAGGAUAUCAGCCACCCAAGAGACCAGUUUCUGGAUUUCUGAUGACCAGCACUCAAUAACAUGAAGCAAUCAGAGAGCAACUAAGUGAUUUUUCGUCUACUCUAACUUUGUUUUUUUAUCAUUUAUUUUUAAGAGUUCUGUGCCUUGAACAAAUAAAAUUGCUUUAGUUUAGUGAGAAGACAAUUUUUGAUUGGUCGUUUUCAAGCCACCUCAGUUCUCCACUUUCUUCUGGCUGUAUUUGAAACAGCUGAAACACUGGGUUUGUCCCUUAAAAGAUGGAUAUUGUGCCAUGAAAUUGAGGAGUUGGUGAAUUUCCCCAUUCUAAUUACAAAGGAGCUUUCCUCAAACACUCUUUAACUUCUAGUUUUUGUAAAAGAAGUUCAUUUUUCUGAGUAAAAAGUAUUUGUAUAUCAGUUUGGGAAAAAUUAACUCAUUAAGAAUACUAUUAGAUGUUUACACUCUAAAAUUUAUAGACUGAUAUGUAACUUAAUCAGAUCAUCAAAACUGUCAUCUGAUAUCUUUUAUUUAGUUCUGCAAGACCAGUGCUUACCAACUAGUCUGGUCUCCCAUACCCAGGUUGGUAAUUCCACUUUGUUUUUCUGUUCAGUCUCCUGGUAGCAGGACUUGAGUUAUUGUAGUUGGAGACUGGGGAGGAAACGAGGAGAAAAUGCUCUUGUUUAGUGUUUUGGUUCCUGUAGUAGGAUGCUGCCUAAUUCAGUCAUCUCCAUGUCCUGUCAACUUUAUUUCAGUCCCAGGUAGCAAAGAAAAUAGAACAAAUGAGCAUCAUGAAAGCCAAUUUGAAAGUAUAUUGUUGUCAGAUUUCUUGUCAAGAUGUCUUGGAUUGCACUUUCAGUGAGGGGAGACAGUGUAAAUAGUUGAAGAAUGUUGAUAAAAUUGAAACCUUUGGUUAUGGGGAAUUGUGUGUGGCAAUGGAGGGUUUCUGUUUGUGUAAAUGUAUGUAUUAAAAAGAAUAAAAUUUCAGAAACUGA
Oryctolagus cuniculus (rabbit) is the source of this 5044-nucleotide messenger RNA. The record is from RefSeq and is a predicted model, not a curated record. Lineage: Eukaryota; Metazoa; Chordata; Mammalia; Lagomorpha; Leporidae.